AUCGCUUUUGGGAUAACAAUAUUCUGAAGCAUUCAAGAACGACAAAGAUUAAACUUGAAUAUAGCGAUAUUCUGAUCUAGACAGUAAAUACAAAACUACACGUGUCAACACCUCGACAGAUCUCCUGCAAAAGUCAUCGUAAGAAUCCAAAAUGAAGACCUUGAUCAUCAUCGUAGGUAUAUUAACUAUAACGACGGUGGUUUACAGUAUCGAUAACGACCGGUUAGACAAAUACUACGCUAACUUAGCGGAUUGCAGCAAGGAAUUGAAAGGUUCACCAUCUAAACCCACUCCCGAAAUAAUGCAUUGCACGCUGCAGAAGGAUGGAAAUGUUUUCGAUGAAGACGGUAUGUUCAUAAAAGAUAGAACUGAGCAAAUGAUUCGGGAUCUUAUCUCUGGUCCGUCCAAGUUGGAAAGAAGCCUGGAAAUAUUAAAUAAGUGCUUGGAAGAAGAUAUGCACCUCACAGGCAAUGUAACGAUGAAACUUAUCGAGUGCGGUAUGCCACUUGUGUCUCUCGUUGAUCCAGAUAAGAGAGGAUAAAAGAGAAUUAUAGAUUUUCCACUGAAUAUAAUGUACAGUUUAUAUACUUUAUUGCAAUUUUUUUGUGCAAUCUUGUAAAAAUUGUAAAUCAUUUGGUCUUUUCUCGUUGAAAUAUAU
This is a messenger RNA of Harpegnathos saltator (Jerdon's jumping ant), 658 nucleotides long. RefSeq lists its product as uncharacterized. The record is from RefSeq and is a predicted model, not a curated record. Bases 152 to 541 code for a protein of 129 amino acids. Lineage: Eukaryota; Metazoa; Arthropoda; Insecta; Hymenoptera; Formicidae. The transcript is spliced from 6 exons.